Molecule: messenger RNA, 1420 nt
Organism: Phlebotomus papatasi
Lineage: Eukaryota; Metazoa; Arthropoda; Insecta; Diptera; Psychodidae
Exons: 4
Coding region: 214-1356 (380 amino acids)
Biological process (GO): L-threonine catabolic process; glycine biosynthetic process
Cellular component (GO): cytosol
Molecular function (GO): L-allo-threonine aldolase activity
Source: RefSeq, a predicted model, not a curated record
UGAAAACGCGAGAUUUUAUCAUACAGAACAGGGUUCAUCACGCUGAUAAGAUUGGCUCCAGUUGUGGUUCGCAGUAUUUGUGGAGCUGACGGAAGGUGAAGUUCACGAUUUCACAACUUUCUGGUGCCUCGGCUCACGGUCAAGUUUUAAUUGUCUCACAAUUUGCUUCCUAGUGGUGUGACAGCGUGAUUUUCCUGUCCCGGAUCCAUAACAAUGUAUUCCACGCAGAAAAUCCAGUCUGGGAAUGUUCGAGUGGUCGAUCUUCGAUCGGACACUUUUACUACUCCCACGCCUGAAAUGUUUCGUGCUAUGGUAGAAGCUGAGAUCGGUGAUGAUGUUUAUGGGGAAGAUCCAACUCUCAUCAAAUUGGAACAGCGUGCUGCUCGUGAGAUGGGUAAAGAAGCUGGCCUCUUUGUAAUCAGUGGUACGAUGGGAAAUCUCUUAGCCAUCAUGGUGCACUGCAAUGGUCGUGGAGAGGAAGUUAUUGUGGGAAAUAUGUCCCAUACAUUCCUCUAUGAACAGGGAGGAGCUGCUCAGCUAGGUGGAGUUCAGUUGGCCACUUUGCCCAAUCUCCCGGAUGGAACUUUCAGCCUUGAUCUCUUCCGUAAAAGUAUCCGGCAUUUUGAUGAUCACGAACCUGUAACAAAGCUUGUAGUCAUCGAGAACACCCACAAUCUCUGUGGGGGUCGUGUCAUUCCUCUUGAGUGGAUUCAACAGGUGAAGGAGAUCUGCAAGGAAAAUAAUAUUCUGAUGCAUAUGGAUGGAGCAAGGGUUUACAAUGCUGCUGCUCAUCUUAAAAUUCCCGUGUCAGAAAUCACCAAAUAUUUUGAUUCUGUGACUUUCUGUCUCAGCAAAGGACUCUCCUGUCCUGUUGGAUCUGUUCUCGUUGGCACUAAGGACUUUAUAGCACGUGCUAGGAGACUCAGAAAAGCCCUAGGUGGAGGAAUUCGUCAAGGUGGAAUUUUAGCGGCAGCUGGAAUUGUUUCUCUUGAUUCUGUUGUUCCCAUUCUCGAGGGAGAUCAUCGCAGAACUAAAAGGAUUGCUGAGGCUAUCGAUAAACUCCGAAGUCCCAACUUCAAAGUGGACCUAGAGAAUGUUCAAACGAACAUUCUAAUGGUGCAGCUGAUUGAUAUCGAUGUUGAGGCGACGGAAUUCGUGAAACGUCUCCAGGAAGUGAGGAACGAGGAAAUUGCUGCAAAUGUGACAGACAAAGAUGGAAGGGGAAUUGUCGUGAAGAUCAGUGCACGGGAUUGGGGAUUCUGUCGUCUUGUCGUCUACAUACAAAUCACUGAUGAAGACACAGAAUUGGCUAUCAAGAAAAUUUCUUUUGUCAUUCGUGAAUUUGAAAAAAAAUAAUAGCAAAUAGAUAAAAUCUGUAAUGGAUAAAACAUAGAUUAAAUAAAGCACUUUAAUUGAUCUA